Messenger RNA from Dentiscutata erythropus, 310 nucleotides. The record is from the annotation of a GenBank genome assembly. Lineage: Eukaryota; Fungi; Glomeromycota; Glomeromycetes; Diversisporales; Gigasporaceae.
UCCAAGCGCAAAAUCGACCCACUUGGUCCAAGAUCAUUACCAUUAAGAUCUAUGUGGUGUUCUCUUCAACGCAGCACCAAAUUUGUGUUCACCUUCCGGCCCAAUGUUAUCAUUAAGAAUCUCCCCUUCUGGACCAAGAUCGUUGUGGCAGGAGAUCCAAUAGAAUUUAAUUUUGUGUUUUCAGAAAGAAUAACAUCCCAUAGUGAUAUUAUUUUUUCUGUUCCAACGUCCAUAAUAUUCACCGAAGUCAAAGUGUAUCAUACUAGUGUAAACAAAAAUGUUGAUUUUCAUGUUACACCUAACCUUGUAC